Messenger RNA from Sorghum bicolor (sorghum), 1142 nucleotides. RefSeq names its product early nodulin-like protein 1. The coding region runs from base 262 to 864 and encodes 200 amino acids. Gene Ontology annotation, cellular component: plasma membrane. The record is from RefSeq and is a predicted model, not a curated record. Gene Ontology annotation, molecular function: electron transfer activity. NCBI's taxonomy places the organism in Eukaryota, Viridiplantae, Streptophyta, Magnoliopsida, Poales, Poaceae. The transcript is spliced from 2 exons.
GGAGAUUCCGGCCGGACACAUGGCCCGAGCCGCGACAACCGGGCACGGACCAUGCCAUGCCAUGCCAUGGUGUGGUGCCAAAUCCGAAUCCCCGUUGCACGCACUCUGCUCUGCUCUCAUAAAUAAACAACCCACAAGCCCGCACCGCAACCACAAGCAAGCAGAGGUUUUCCGGUUGCACGUUGCAAAGCAGCAGCGGCAGCCAGAGGACAGCGGCGCUCGCGAAGCAAAGCAGCUGCUUACCCCACCCACGAGCACAGGAUGAGGAUGCGUGCGCGGGCGGCAUUGCCAUCGGCGUCGGCGUCGGUGCUGCUGCUCCUCCUGCUCCUGGUGGGCGGCUCCGCCGGCGCCGUGUACAAGGUGGGCGACCUGGACGCCUGGGGCGUGCCGCCGCCGUCCAAGCCCGACGUCUACAAGCGCUGGGCCAAGUCCAUCCACUUCGCGCUCGGCGACUCCAUCUGGUUCCUGUACCCGCCGAGCCAGGACUCGGUGCUGCAGGUGACGCCGGAGGCCUUCGCGUCCUGCGACCUGUCGCGCCCCGUGGCCAGGCUCGCCGACGGCAACUCCUUCUUCAACCUCACCACGCCGGGCCGCGCCUACUACGCCAGCGGCGCGCCGGGUCACUGCCGCAAGGGCCAGAAGCUCUGGGUCGACGUCCCCAUGGCCAACGGCACCUACCUCCAGCCCUCCGCCACCGACCUCGCCGCGCUCGCGCCCACACCCGCCGCCGACCCGCCCGCCGGGUUCGCAUCCGCGUCCGCGCCAGAGGGCGCCAGCGCCUCGCCCGCGCCCCGCGCCGCCGUCGCCGCCGCUGGAUCCGUCGUCGCCCUCCUCUGCUUCGCCCUCCAAAUCCUCCUCCACUGAUGAUGACAUUUGAUGUGUAGCUAGCUGAUUAGCUACCUCGUUGUAGUUUUGGGAUCUCCACUUUUUGCGGAAUGAGAGUUAGUCCAGUUUUUUCUUGGGUUGAAUUGAAUUUUUCGCCGAAUGAAUGAGAAGUGAGUGCAGUUAUUUCUUCGGUUGAAUUGAUCGGAGGCAAAAAAAAAAAAAUCUGGUUUGUUUCUACUGUAGUAUCUACAUCUUGUUCCAUUAAUUUAAUUAAUUCCAUUGUAAAAUAUAAUCAAUUGAUGACACGGAUCAUUUUA